Messenger RNA from Laetiporus sulphureus 93-53, 1380 nucleotides. RefSeq names its product alpha/beta-hydrolase. Bases 1 to 1380 code for a protein of 459 amino acids. The record is from RefSeq and is a predicted model, not a curated record. Lineage: Eukaryota; Fungi; Basidiomycota; Agaricomycetes; Polyporales; Laetiporaceae. Gene Ontology annotation, biological process: lipid metabolic process. The transcript is spliced from 11 exons.
AUGUCUGCAACAUUUCCGCUGCCAUCAAGUCUGCCCCCGCACGAAAGCUUCAAGCGGACGCUGCGGAAGAACCAUCUUAAGCAGCUCCGCGAGGUAGAAAUUUCCCGAACGCACAUCCCUGGUACCCCUUUGCCGUUGCCUCCUGGCGCUCCGUCUCUAUACGACCAGCUCGUAGACUGGUCGAAGCAGGCAAGCGUGCAGAUUGCAGAGGCCGUCGCAAGCCAGGCUAUUAGCUCAACCACCAUCGGCUGGAAUAUCGGAGUUUUGACCUUGCUAGAGAGUGCAGCCGUCUAUCUCAGGGAUAACGAUACAGUGUUCCAGGCCGUGGCUGAGGCGCGUCGAAGGACCAACGAGGCCGAUGAACGUGCACUGCAGCUCCUUGCAGACUCGCAGACUGAAAUAAAGCAAAUAGCCGCUCUCUGGGGCCUCGAAUUCGAAGUCAUCUGUGAUCUCUUGACGUACUCCCCUGAAGGGCGUCCCUUUUUGAGUGGCCCAUACGCUGGUGUUUUCUGGCCCAAAGACACAAAUAAGCCGUUUUUAGGCCUCGCUUUUAAGGGAACGAAUGGUAAAAACUGGAAAGAGGUUCUCGUUGACUUGGAUUUCCCGAUGAUGAAGGCCAAGGGCAAGAUUCUCUGGGGAUCUCCGCUUCACAGAGGGUUUUACCAAACAAUGUUCGUCAAAUUCCCUGGAAUCGGAUCUGCCCCGCUCGACCUAGAUUAUAUCAAGGACAUGGUCGAUGCCUUCCUGCAGACUUACAAGGUCCCUGAGGGUAUUACAAUCAACCUCCACUCUACGGGACACUCUCUUGGAGCUGCGUACGCAACUCUCUGCUACUCCGAGCUCAUGCGUCUCUACAACAAUGCCCCCACUGAGCUCAAGCCCGAAGACGAUGAGCACGCCGAGCUUGCGCUCUUUUUCUCCCAGCUCAAGGAGCGUCAGUUUGUUCUACGCGACCUCUAUGCCUUCGGAUGCCCUCGCGUAGGUGGUGUCGAGGAUAACAUUAGCUGGGCGCAGAACUACAAGACCGCAUUGGACAACCACAUGGGGCAAUCGUGGCGCAUAGUGAACAAAGGUGACCCGGUGACGGACGUGCCUCCUGUCAUUCCCUUUAUCAGCACGUGGAACCAUAUUGACAAUGGAUACGAAAUCAACCCGCCAAAAGCGCUCCCGACAGAGAUUGGUACGCAGCCCGAAGUGAAGUUUCCACCAUUCGAUGGCUCAAACCAUGACCCGGAAAAGUAUUUCCAGAACCUAUACAAUGCUUCCAUUUCUGGCCUCAAGAGUACAGUUCCAGUUGAAUGGGUUGUAGCCGACGUAGAGCCUCCAAACGAUGCGGAUUUGGAGAAGGUGGAGGACGCAGCUGCGCUUGCUUCUGCGUGA